AUUUUUUCGGUUCGGUUUUCGGGUAAAGAAUCGGUUCGGUUGAAAAAUGCCCAGCCCUAGUCAUAGGACAGGGUACGGAAAAGUGUUAAAUGUUCAUGUAUCCAACAAGAGAGACAGGAGUGGAGGGAAGUAUGGUUUUGUAAGAUUUUUGAAUGUGAAGAGUACUUCUGAGCUUGAAGAAAGACUUAACGGGUUUUGGAUUAACAAUUUUCAUAUGAGGGUUAAAUUUAUAUGCUUUGGGUGGAAGGAGAAUACUGAUCUGAAGGUGGGAGAGGCAAAGAAGGUUGAGAUGGGAAAGAUUAGAAGGAAGAUGAAGUGGGUGGCAAAGGGUGCAAUUUCAGAGCAAGAAGAAAAAGCAGGGAUAUUACAAGUUAGAGAGAAAGUUACUAGUGAUCAAUCUAAGGAAAGAAAGGUGAUUGAAUAUUCCGUGGAAGAGAAGGAUUAUGCUUGGUUGAAUGCUUGUGCAGUAGGUACAGUGAUAUCCUCGGAAACUAUCCCUUCUUUACAAGAAAUCUUUGAGAUGAAAGGGUAUUUCGGCAUUGCAAUUGUCCUUCUAAGAGGAAAUAUGGUACUGCUAAAAGGUGAGGAUGAUGAUCUUAUAAGGGAGUUGGUAAACAAUGAAAGGAGAUGGUUGGAGAGAUGGUUUGAGCGAGUUAAAUUGUGGUUGGCAUUUGACCUUAACAAAGACAGAUUUGUCUGGCUAAAAGUCUUAGGGAUUCCUCUUCUUGCUUGGAAUGAAAGUUGCUUCAAAUUGAUAGGAGAUCAUUAUGGACGAUACAUCUAUGCUGAUAAACAUACUUCAGACAAGAGUUGCUUGGAAGCGGCUAGAAUAUGUGUGAUGGUGUCUGAAUCCGAGAAGCUUGAUGGUGAUUUGGUCUUAAGAGUCAAUGGUCGUCCAUUUGAUAUACAUGUGUUCGAGGAAUCAUGGAAGGCAGAUCCUGAAUGUUGUAUCAAAUCUCGUGGCUCGAGGGAUGAGUUGGAAAAUGAAGCUAGUGGUAGCUACAUUAAUAAAGGCAUACCUAUAGGGUCUGAGAAUAUGAACAGUGCCAGAGAUAAAGGAUUGGGCCUUCAAAUUGGGCCCCAAGAAUCAAAUGUUUUUGAAGCCCAUGUUGGUGAACCCAGUCGAAAUGAUUCUAAUGUUGUGGGGGAGUUAGAAUCAGCACAAAGAAAGGAGUUAGAGAGGGAUAAAGAAUCUGGUGACCAUCAACAUUGGAAAACAGAGAAGGAGAGACGUUGGCGUGAUCUAGAGGAUGUUUAUCAUUCAGAAGCAAGUGAUGUGAGAGGUCUAAAUAAUGUGCUGAAGAAGAAGGAUGUGAAAAGUUUGGUGGUGAAAGAAAAGGUGGAUAUGAUUUUUCUCCAAGAAACAAAAUGGGAAGGAAUUGAGGCUCAAGACUGUAGGGAGAAAAUACAAAUGUGGAAGGAACUGAAGGAGGUGAUCUUGUCAGUAGGAGGCAAAGUUUGCAUAGCGGGAAACUUUAAUGUAGUCUUGAAUUCAUCUGAAAGGGUUGGCAAGUCCGAUUGCACUGAGGAAGUCAUAGCCUUUAAUGAGUUCAUAUCAGAUGCUGGGCUGGUAGAUCUGCAAUUGGUAGGGAGAAAAUAUACCUGCCACAAAGCUGAUGGGUCUGCCAUGAGUAGAAUAGAUAGGUUCUUGGUAAAUUCUGAAUUUUUGGAUGAAUGGAAUGAUUACAGCCAGGUGGAACUUCGAAGAUCAAUUUCAGAUCGUUGUCCUGUGUUGUUUAAAAUAAAUAGUAAUGACUGGGGGCCUAGGCCAUUCAGAUCAGUGGAUGAAUGGUUAGAAUAUCUUGGGUUCAAAAAAGUUAUUAAAGAGCAGUGGGAGGCAACAACAAUGGAGGGGUGGGCCGGAUUCAAAUGCAAGGAGAAGUUGAAGAAGUUGAAGAGGGAGGGAGUGGAUGAACUAUGGACGGCAUUGAAGAGGAAAAAAAGGGCUAUGGAGCUAUGGAGACAGAAAUCAAGAGCUAAUUGGGUUAGGCUUGGUGAUGCAAAUACCAAGUUCUUCCACAGAUAUGCAAGCCUAAGGAGAUCAAGAAAUUGUAUUCAGGGGCUGUGGAGAGAUGGUAGAUGGGAAGAUGAUUCGAAGGAAGUGAAGAAUGAAAUUCUUGAUUACUUUAAUAAACACUUUUCAGAAGUGAAAUGGAAGAGGUCGAUUAUGGGUGAUCUGGAAUUUAAAAAAAUCUCUAAUUUAGACAACAAUAGGUUGGAAGCAAAGUUUUCAAUUCAGGGAGUAAAGGCAGCAAUAGCAGAAUGUAGAAGUGAGAAAUCUCCAGGACCGGAUGGGUUCAACUUUAAGUUCAUCAAAUUUGCUUGGGAUAUUUUGGACGAGGAUGUUAUGCAGUUUAUGCAAGAGUUUUAUGUCAAUGGCAAACUGGCAAAAGGUAUAAAUUCUAGUUUCAUUAUUUUGACUCCUAAGGUGGAAAAUCCGAUGGGCCUUAAAGACUUUAGACCAAUCAGUUUAAUUGGAUGCUUAUACAAGAUUUUAGCCAAGGUAUUAGCCGAUAGAUUGAAGUCAGUCAUGGAGAUUUUGAUUUGUGAAAAUCAAUUAGCUUUUGUGGGUAGGAGACAAAUUGUAGAUGGUAUCCUUGUGCUUAAUGAAAUUGUAGACGAGGUGAAGAGGAAGAAGUUGGAGAGCUUUAUUCUAAAGGUAGAUUUUGAGAAGGCAUAUGAUUGUGUGAAUUGGGAAUUCCUAAACUGUAUUAUGGAGAAAUAUGGCUUUGGGUUGAGAUGGAGAAAUAUGGCUUUGGGGAUUGCAUUACUUGCUGAAGGAGGUUGUGGAUGUGGGUUUGCUAGAGGGAGAAAAUGGUGGGCAAGAUUGGAGGAAGAAGAAGGAGGUUUAUGGAAAAGGGUAGUGAUGGAGAAGUAUUAUAGGGAUGAAGAGGCAGUGGGAGUGGGGAAUGUGAGUAGAAGGAGAUUAUCUAAAGUGUGGGGAGAUAUUGUUUCAAUUAGUAGAGAUAUAGAGGUGUCUAAGGAAGUCAUAGGAGACGGCCUUGUGUGGAAGUUAGGAGAAGGUAAUAGAAUUAAAUUUUGGAAAGAUAGAUGGCUAGGGGAGCAUGUUUUGGAGGAGAUUUACCCAAGACUAAAAUAUGCCUCUUCCAAUGGGGAUAGUAGAGUGUAGGAGCUGGGGGAAUGGAGGGAGGGUCAAUGGCACCGGAAAGUUAAUUGGAGAAGGACUUUAUUUGGGAGGGAAUUGGAGGAGGAGAAGGAGUUAUUAGAGUUAAUUGAGGGUGUGCGAUUACAGCAAGGGCAGGAGGAUAAGAGGAUUUGGAAAUUUGACAAAAAUGGAGUGUACACGUCAAAAAUAGCUUAUGCGAUGUUGAAUUCAAAUCGAAGAAUUUUGGAUGAUGUUUUUUGCAAACCAAUUUGAAAUAAAUUUCUUGUUGAAAA
Messenger RNA from Rubroshorea leprosula, 3399 nucleotides. NCBI's taxonomy places the organism in Eukaryota, Viridiplantae, Streptophyta, Magnoliopsida, Malvales, Dipterocarpaceae. The record is from the annotation of a GenBank genome assembly.